Molecule: messenger RNA, 2107 nt
Organism: Lytechinus pictus (painted urchin)
Lineage: Eukaryota; Metazoa; Echinodermata; Echinoidea; Temnopleuroida; Toxopneustidae
Product: heme-binding protein 2-like
Exons: 5
Coding region: 189-854 (221 amino acids)
Molecular function (GO): heme binding
Source: RefSeq, a predicted model, not a curated record
GCUAGAAAGGAAUACAUCCUUAUUACAUAUAUAUGAUAUACAUACUUGCUGUACUGAGUACGGUAUACCACUGAGUACUCGCCUGGAACCCUCGUCCUAGAUCUAACGUUUGAUUUCAACAAACCAUAGCUGAAGUAAAAGAAAACAUUGAUUCUAUCUACAAGGAAGACACUUAACUACUAUUGAAUAUGAAGUCAAAUAUGAUCAUUUCCCUGUUUGUCAUGGCAUCCAUGUCUCUUAUUGUUCACGGACGUGUUGUGAACAGUAACCAUGGAAACACAGCAACCAAGAAAAAUGGGCCGCCCUCUUUCUGCAAUGGCCUCGACUGUCCAAAGUACUCUGUCGUUGAUGACACACAUCAGACCUGGGAGGAGCGCCAAUAUUCAGUAUCUAACUGGGCAAGCACCACUCUGUCUGGGGUCGCCUUUGAUCAAGCUCAAGAGCAAAUGUUCAUGAAGCUUUUUGAUUACAUCCAGGGAGAAAAUGAGCUUGGAGUUAAAAUUGAAAUGGCAGUGCCUGUCACCAUUAGAGCUACGAUUGAUGCCAAGACUGGGCACUUCAUCGAUGACUAUACCCUGUCAUUCUAUCUUCCCUACAAGUAUCAGAAUGCUACGGCCCCUAAACCAAAAAAUCCAGAUAUUUUCCUGAGGACAGAGCGCCAAAGCAAGAUCUUUGUCAGAUCUUUCCCUGGUUACAUGUCGGAGACGAAAGACCUGUUCAAUGCCGGAGUCCUGGCUGCCGACCUCAAGGAUGAGUGGGACUACGAUCACGGUUACAUCUACACAGCGGGAUAUGACUCACCCUGGAAGGUCUUUUCGAGGCACAAUGAAGUCUGGUUUAUGGCCAAGAAAUAGAGUCUACUUGGCGAGACUAUGGCUGAAAAGUUUUGUAAAAAGAUAAAGACUUAAAAAAAUAUAUUGACAUUGGAAGGUCUUUGCAAGGCACGAGAUCUGAUUUAGAACCACGAAUUAAGAGUUAUGCCUGACCAUUGAAGGAAAGUCUUAUAAAAAAGGGAAGACUUAUACAAAAAAUAUAUCAACUUCCCGUUAUUUCUAAUAAGAAGCUCGUCUUGUUGAUAGUGAAAUUAACUAGUGCCUUUCCUAUGGUUUUCCUGUGAGGAAUUAAAUUGCAUUACAUGUUAUUUCAUACAACUCAUGCUACCCUGGGUAAAAAUUUCCAUGAAAGCUAACGAAAAUAAGGCUUUGUCUUCAAGUCAUGCAGGGGUCCUCCAAUAUUCAACUCAAGCAAUAAAUUUACCUGCGUUUAUUCAUUUUAUUUAAAAAUGCUCUUAUUUGCCAUGAUAAAAGUUAUGAAUGAAUCAUUGUGUUCAUAGUUUAGAGUGUACGAUUGUAUGUUUUAUUUUUUGUAUGAAAAAGGUUAUUUAGAAAUUAUAUUGAUAUCUGUCAGCUAUUUUGCAUGUACCUGAUGCAUAAUCAUCAUCAUCUGAUCUGAACCUUCCCUGUUCUUUAUGGGAUCUUUACAGUAAUAUAAUACAAUAAUACUUUGCUUAAGUGACGUCAGAAGGUUUGUUGACAUAUCUUUAAUUCAUAAUAUUACACAUGUAUAUUUCUGCACAUUAUUAUGUAGGGGUAGUGUGUGGAAAUAGAGAUAGUAAAAUAGGAUCUCUGUUCACAGACAUAAAGGCGACCGCACACCUUACGACUGGUCUGCGACCCGAUUUUGGAACAAAUCAAAUUUUGCUCAUUUUCUGAAGAUGUGAAUGGAACAUAUCAUUUUAUUUGAGGUUGAAAUUAAUUGAAAUAAUAAUAUUAUAACAAUUUUGAAAAAUUGCAAGCCCUUAUUUUGGAGUAAAGUCCAAAUUAGUUUCAAAUCGUAGCCAAUCGUAAGACUGCUAUGACGUCAUUACGACUAGAUAUUAAAUUUGCUUUUAUUCUAAGAAGGAUGAUAGCAUAGUAACAAAUUUGAUCAUAGGUAUUCGUACGAUGAUUUAGAACAUUACACAGUAACUUAUUCCAAGUCUCAAUAUUAGCAUCAAAUUCUAUUACAUUUUAUUCUGAAAUCGGGUCGCAGACGAGUCGUAAGGUGUGCGGUGGCCUUAACACUCAUGGCCACCAUGACUUUGUUUACAGAGUUUUUGAAAAUACUG